Medicago truncatula (barrel medic) is the source of this 1521-nucleotide messenger RNA. RefSeq names its product glycerophosphodiester phosphodiesterase GDPD6. Gene Ontology annotation, biological process: lipid metabolic process. Gene Ontology annotation, molecular function: glycerophosphodiester phosphodiesterase activity. The record is from RefSeq and is a predicted model, not a curated record. Bases 162 to 1337 code for a protein of 391 amino acids. The transcript is spliced from 8 exons. Lineage: Eukaryota; Viridiplantae; Streptophyta; Magnoliopsida; Fabales; Fabaceae. Gene Ontology annotation, cellular component: vacuole.
GAAUAUUCGUUUGUGGACCCUAUUUCCGCGGCAAGCAACGACUUUAAUUUGUUUCCACAACAAUAAUUUACCCAUUUUCACGCUCCUACGAUACGAAGACUUAACAAUGACCUGACCUGAGUGAGGAACACAACACAUCGAAGCACUUCUUUUCUAUCUCAAUGUCUUCUUCAUUAUCGGGUUUUGCACCUUUUGUUUUUCUAUUGCUCGUGAUUGGGGGCACGGCUAGGCCUUUGUAUCCACUUCCUGGCAAAGGUGACCAUGGUACUAAGCAGCCUCUUCAAACUUUUCGCCCAUAUAACGUUGCACAUAGGGGCUCAAAUGGAGAACUUCCUGAAGAAACUCGCGAGGCAUAUCUGAGAGCUAUUGAGGAAGGUGCAGACUUCAUUGAAACAGAUAUAUUAUCUUCCAAAGAUGGUGUUCUUAUAUGUUUCCACGACGUUACUCUUGAUAAUACUACUGACAUAGCAAAAUACAAAGAGUUUACUGAUCGUAAAAGAACAUAUGAAGUCGAAGGGGUCAAUAUCACUGGAUUUUUUGUCGUUGAUUUCACAUUAAAGGAAUUAAAGUCGCUGAGGGUGAAUCAGAGGUACUGCUUUAGGGAUCAACAGUUUAACGGAAAAUUUCAAAUAAUCACUUUUGAAGAGUUCAUUACCAUAGCAUUGGAUGCACCCAGAGUAGUUGGAAUAUAUCCUGAGAUAAAAAAUCCAGUACUUAUCAAUCAGCAUGUGAAAUGGUCGGACGGCAAAAGAUUUGAGGACAGGUUUGUUGAAACACUUCGGAAAUAUGGAUACAAGGGUUCAUACCUGUCAAAACAUUGGUUGAAACAACCUGCAUUUAUACAGUCAUUUGCUCCAACUUCACUUGUGUAUAUAUCAAAUCAAACGGACUUGCCUAAGAUUUUUUUAAUCGAUAAUGUUGAUAUUUCAACACAAGACACUAAUCAGUCAUAUUGGGAAAUUACAUCUGAUACAUACCUAGACUACAUAAAGCAAUAUGUUGUAGGAAUUGGACCUUGGAAGGAUACUAUAGUACCUGAGGUUAACAACUAUGUGAUGACUCCUUCGGAUCUUGUUGCCAGGGCACAUGCUCAUAAUCUGCAGGUGCAUCCAUACACGUACAGAAAUGAGAACAAGUUUUUGCAUUUCAACUUUAGUCAAGAUCCUUACAAGGAGUAUGAUUACUGGAUCAACAAAAUGGGAAUUGAUGGUCUGUUUACAGAUUUCACUGGCAGUCUUCAUAAUUUUCAGGAAUGGACAACCCCUAACCGUCAAGAUGACAAGACUGCAUCCGAGCUAUUGCAUAAAAUUGCUGUGUUAGCAUCCGCUUAUGAAUAAUUUUUGAGGUGUCAGAUUGUGUGUAAAAAGCAUGUGCUUGGAUUAAUUUAUUGUGUUCAGAAGCUUAUAUAUCAACAUGUUCAAGAGAAUGUUUGACUGAAAAGCUAUUUUGUCUACAUACUAAGGAAAAAUCGAAUUCAAAUCUAUUUCUUUUUUCAGAUAAUAAAUUCAUAAGUUUAAACUA